CCCGCCCGCCUUUUGCGUGGAAGAUGGCGGGUGGCGUGGACGGCCCCAUAGGGAUCCCGUUCCCGGAUCACAGCAGCGACAUCCUCAGCAGCCUGAACGAGCAGCGGAACAACGGGCUGCUGUGCGACGUGGUCAUCCUGGUGGAAGGCCAGGAGUUCCCCACCCACCGCUCCGUCCUGGCGGCGUGCAGCCAGUACUUCAAGAAGCUCUUCACCUCAGGGUUAGUGGUGGACCAGCAAAACGUGUAUGAGAUAGACUUUGUGAGUGCGGACGCCCUGUCGGCGCUGCUGGAGUUCGCCUACACCGCGACCCUCACCGUCAGCACUUCGAACGUCAACGACAUCCUCAACGCGGCCACUCUGCUGGAGAUCCCGGCCGUCAGGGAUGUCUGCACGGAUCUCCUGGACAGGAAGAUUCUGGCCAAAAAUGACCAGAUGGAUACAGUAGAUCAAAUUGAUCAGAGGAACCAUCUCAGAGCAAAAGAGUACCUGGAGUUCUUCCAGAGCAACCCCGUCAACGGCCACCAAGGCAGCUUUCCGUGGACCAACCCAGAGUUGAGAGACCUUCAGAGACUGAACUUCCGAGGCCAAGAGGAGGAGGAGGAGUCCAACUGCAACGGCCUGGACUUCUACUCGCAGGCCACCCCAACCGAAAGACCAAAGGCAAGUGACUGUGACCCUGACAGCAACCCGGCCAUGUGGCUGGACCGGGAGGAGGAGGAGCCGGUCACCGGCGGCAUGUUCUCGCCUUCCCAGAACGGACAUUACAGCAGCCGUGGCUUGGCCACGCCGGGAGAAGAGGAGGGGGGGACCCCCCGGGGGCCUCUGGACCCGCAGGAAGCCGGCGACUCGCCCGGCUUCAUCCCCACCGGAGCGGAGACGGAGGACGACGCGCGGGAGGUGGACGACUUGGCCGCCAGCGCCCUCCUGCAGCAGAUGAUCAACUCGGUGGGGCGGCAGCAGCUCGGGGACGACGACCGCAAGGACGACGACGGGGUCAUGGAUUAUUACUUGAAAUACUUCGGCAGUUCGAACGAGGGCGACGUCUACCCGUCCUGGUCCCAGAAGGAGAAGAAGAUCAGGGCCAAAGCAUUCCAGAAGUGCCCCAUCUGCGAGAAGGUGAUCCAGGGCGCCGGGAAGCUGCCGCGCCACAUCCGCACCCACACCGGGGAGAAGCCCUACGAGUGCAACAUCUGCAACGUGCGGUUCACCAGGCAGGACAAGCUGAAGGUGCACAUGCGGAAGCACACGGGGGAGAAGCCGUACCUGUGCCAGCAGUGCGGGGCCGCCUUCGCCCACAACUACGACUUGAAGAACCACAUGCGAGUGCACACCGGGCUGCGGCCCUACCAGUGCGAAAGCUGCUGCAAGACUUUCGUCCGCUCCGACCACUUGCACAGGCACCUUAAAAAAGAUGGAUGCAACGGGAUCCCCUCGCGGAGGGGCCGCAAGCCGCGGGUGAGGGACGGGGCCGGGGCGCUGCCGCCCACCCCGACGGGCGCCGCCGAAGACGGCGGGAGUUUUGCGGCCGGUGGGGAGAGCCAGGAAUCCGAGGACACCCCCCCAUCCCAAGGGAACGACCAGGAGCAGCAGCACUUUGAGGAGAAUUCAAACCAUGACGAAGCGCCGGGAUUGAAUGUAGCAGGAGGAGGAGGGUCGGAUGAGGGUAACGCGCAAGGACUCUCCUAAACCAAAAAAACAAACAAACAAAACGCAAAAACAAAAACCAACAAACAGACCCCACACACCCGGAAAAACGAACCAAGUCACAAAAAUCUAGUUAGUACUUUUUUCCCUCCGAUUUUUCUCUUUAAAAAAAACAAAAAAAACCACAAAAACAUGUUUCUCUCCCCCCACC
Messenger RNA from Myiozetetes cayanensis, 1857 nucleotides. It is a transcript of the gene ZBTB7A, whose product is annotated as zinc finger and BTB domain containing 7A. The transcript has 3 exons. Gene Ontology annotation, biological process: regulation of transcription by RNA polymerase II. Lineage: Eukaryota; Metazoa; Chordata; Aves; Passeriformes; Tyrannidae. The record is from RefSeq and is a predicted model, not a curated record. Gene Ontology annotation, molecular function: RNA polymerase II cis-regulatory region sequence-specific DNA binding; protein binding; DNA-binding transcription factor activity, RNA polymerase II-specific. The coding region runs from base 24 to 1688 and encodes 554 amino acids.